Messenger RNA from Gigantopelta aegis, 2372 nucleotides. Its product is annotated as 2',3'-cyclic-nucleotide 3'-phosphodiesterase-like. Gene Ontology annotation, molecular function: 2',3'-cyclic-nucleotide 3'-phosphodiesterase activity. Lineage: Eukaryota; Metazoa; Mollusca; Gastropoda; Neomphalida; Peltospiridae. Gene Ontology annotation, cellular component: cytoplasm; membrane. The transcript has 3 exons. Gene Ontology annotation, biological process: cyclic nucleotide catabolic process. The record is from RefSeq and is a predicted model, not a curated record. The coding region runs from base 356 to 2005 and encodes 549 amino acids.
UCUAUGUUUUACGUCGAGUUAGAUACACAUAAGAAAAUAAAAACGUUCUCCAAAAAUCCGCAUUUGUUUUUCAGCAACAAGUCCGGAUUCAUAUUUGUGUUCGAAUUCUACUUCUAAGAAUUCUAUCCAAUGCACUAGAAUUGUAAUAAAACAUCAUAGUUAAUAAACUAAUAUCAUAAUUAAUAAAUACUAGGCUGUAAUAAUAGUCAAAUAAUGAAUAAAACAUUUCUGUUAGAUACUGAAUCGAGGCAGCAGUUAAUGACCUACAAUAGUUUAUAGACAUAAGAAUGUGGUGCAUCGCGACAUUUUUAUCUGUUUACAUUUGCUAUGUGCAGAAUUUAAAUGUUAUUUUCACAUGGUGACACGUCACUAUUUGAACAAAAUUGAUAUAAUGACAUUAAUGUCGUUUUACCUAACUUGUGUUCCUGACUGUACACUUAUUGAAAGUAAACUACCAAUAUUUCCAGAGAAAAAUGACAUUAAAAGUUCGAAUAUAUUCAGUCAAGCAGAGGAAGGAAAAAUCAUCUCAAAUGAUGACAAAAGCUUUAAACUGAAUUUUCCAUUUCUGCACGACCAUGCUACUGUUAAAUAUCUCAAAGACUCAAAAGUUAUGUUUAUAAUGAGAGGUCUGCCUGGUUCUGGAAAAUCAACAAUUGUCAGAUCCAUCCAGUCCACUUAUCCCAUAAGUGCCGUCUGCUCGGCAGACGAUUACUUUUUAAAAGAUGGAGUCUACAACUUUGAUCCCAACAAACUUGGCCCUGCACAUGAAACCUGCAGGUUACGGACAGAGCAGCACUGUCAGAGUGGAUGCCCUGUUGUAGUCAUCGACAACACCAAUGUCAAGCGCUGGGAGAUGAAAGAAUAUCUAGAUCUGGCAUUGAGGACUAACUAUGUUGUUGUUCUGGUUGAGCCGCAGACUCCAUGGAAAUUUGAUGCCAGAGAACUUGCAAGAAGAAAUAAACAUGGUCUAAGUGAAGAAAUAUUGCAGUACAAAGUGCGGCUGUUCCAGGAUUUUAUGCCAAGUUAUUAUGGCUGGUUUUUUAAUGAAGCAGAUUCAAGAUAUUUUCUCCGUAUGGGCAGGAAGCUCGUUGAGGAAUGUGUCGACAAGAUACCAGAACUAAAACAGAGCCUGCUGGCACAGUUUAGACGCAGACAGGUUUAUAUUCCAGCUCACACUGAUGCAAAAGCCAUAGUGAACUAUUUCCGACGACAAAACGGCAAUACUCUUAUACACUGCACAUCGAAAUUCCUCGCUCAUGGCAGGGUCCCAUGUGCCGUUGAUUAUCAUCUGCGGGCGGACGUGCAAGGGAACUGUGGCAAGGCUUCAUGUCUAACUGUCACCAGCAUCAUAAUCACGGAAAGAACAGUGGGAGCCCGGGUCAGGCUGAGCAAACAACAGCUGCAGCUUUUUGACAAACCUGAAGAAAGAGAAAGAGAUGAACUGAUGGCGAAGGCAGAAGAGUCUCCAUCACAAGAGUUUGCCAGCAGAGGUGGUGCUUCAGAGAAUAUGGAGGGAAAGCCUCUAAGAAAACAGUUUGCCGCAUUAGAGUUAUCUUCUGAUGACAAAUCUACAAUGAAGAUCAAUCCAUUUAAACUGAAAAAUGGAAAGAUUUCUAAAAACGGGUCUGCUGAUGCCAAAUCAAUUAAUGAGUCUGAAUCAAAUAUGUAUAAAAUUGUACGUUCAAAACCAUUCAAUAACCAUGCAUCUCUCAAACCGCUGUGCAAGCGUAAAGAAGUGAAGGCACAGCCAAAUCUUCAUAUGAUGUCUGCAUCCAGAUUUGGUAGGAGUGCCCACAUUACGCUGGCCACGGCAGAAGGAAUAGAAUCACGACAAACCACUUUUGAUAUUUUAGAUAUAUGUGAGGUUGAAGCCGAGUGCCCAUUUGAGGGCAGGGAUUCUGUGCCAGUUCUUGGUGGUCGUGCAGUCUACUUGGGUGAAGGGAUGUGCUGCAUCUAUCUGUACAAACCUUUGGUCUUUGGCAGUUUGUUUUCUGGGCACUACUGAAUCUGACAGUCCAGGGUCCGUGCUUAUAAAACGUUUAGAGUCCAGACUCACUCUAAUGAGGUCACACGCAUACAACUUGUAUGGCGUUGUCAUGACAUUAGUAUCUCAGACUCUAUUGGAGUCUCGAGUCUAAACUCUAAAGGUUUUAUAAGCACCAGGCCAGAUAGUGUUUGCUGUUUGUAUCGACGUUCCGUAUUGAGAGUGUUCCUCAGAAGUACAUUCUGAGAAUAAUAUAUUCAGUCAUUGGAACCAAUGAAGAAGAAGAAGGAAAUAUUGUAUUUAACGACGCACUCAACACAUUUUAUUUAUGGUUAUACAGGUGCGGAUGUUUAAAGGGACAUUCCCGAGUUUGCUGCAAUGUUUAAGA